CUAGAUUUAUGGCAUACACCAUGGUGGAUCUGUGCUGGAAGCUGUCCGUCUGCUUUUUUUGCUAUCAAGUUGUCUCAGGAAGAGUUAAGAGGGAGGGGCAUUACGUUGCUGCUGUCUAUGAACACGAGUCCAUACUGAGUCCUAACCCGACAGCCCUCGUUGAUCGACAGUCUGCGCUGGAACUCAUGGGCAGAAACCUAGACAUCUAUGAACAGCAAGUAGUGGCUGCUGCAAGACAGGGAGCACAGAUCAUUGUUUUUCCUGAAGAUGGAAUCCAUGGCUUCAAUUUCACUAGAAGCUCCAUUUAUCCUUACUUAGAUUUUGUUCUGCAUUCACACUCUGUGAAGUGGAAUCCAUGCAGAGAGCCGUAUUUGUUCAAUGACACAGAGGUUCUUCAGCGUCUGAGCUGCAUGGCACUGAAGAACAAAAUAUUCCUUGUGGCAAACUUGGGAACUAAGCAACCCUGUGAAUGCACUGAUCCGCACUGUCCCCCUGAUGGAAGAUACCAGUUCAAUACCAACGUGGCAUUCAAUGAUGACGGUAUGCUGGUAGCCACAUAUCGCAAACAGAAUCUGUAUUUUGAAUACGCUUUUGAUACCCCUCCAGAGCCUGAUUAUAAACUCUUUGAUACCCCUUUUGCUGGCAAGUUUGGUAUGUUCACUUGCUUUGAUAUACUCUUUUUUGAGCCUGCAGUGAACCUCAUCAGGCAAUACAAUUUGAAACAAGUUGUAUAUCCAACUGCCUGGAUGAACCAGCUCCCGCUCCUGUCUGCUGUAGAAUUUCAACAAGCUUUUGCAACAGCUUUCAACAUCAAUGUUUUAGCAGCUAAUAUCCACCACCCUUCCUUGGGCAUGACAGGGAGUGGCAUAUACACUCCAGUCAAAUCGUUCAUCUACCACAACAUGGAAGGUUAUGGUGGCAAGCUCAUAGUAGCAGAAAUUCCCGUGAUUACCGCAGAUUACAAAACCAAUUUGGAGAGUAAUGAAAGAUUUGGAGAGAACUUGCAUCACUCGUGCAAGACUUUUACAAGCACCUCAAUGGAUGAUCAAGUUUGCUUUAAGGAGGAACAAGAGACCCCUGGCAGAGUAUCAGAAAAAGGAAAUGAACAGUUACCUCCCCUAUUUUAUGCAGAAAUGAUGUAUGACAACUUUACUUUCGUUCCUGUAUGGGGGGAAAAAGGAGAGCUCCAAGUUUGUGCCAAUACCCUUUGUUGCUACUUAAAUUAUCGGAAAGCUGUUUUAAGUGAUGAAUUAUAUGCUUUGGGAGUUUUUGAUGGGCUCCAUACAGUGCAUGGCACAUACUAUGUCCAGGCCUGUGCAUUAGUGAAGUGUGGUGGUCUCAGCUUUAGCACUUGCGGACAAGAGGUUACAGAUGCCACUGCUGUGAUAGAUUUCCAGCUAUGGGGAAAUAUGAGUACCCCUUAUAUCUUUCCUUUACUGCUGACAUCUGGUAUUACCUUGGACUUUGCUGAUCACAUGGGCUGGAAAAACAACCACUAUUUCAUAAGCAAAAAUAGAACAUCUUCUGGCCUACUGACAGCUGCUCUAUAUGGACGAUGGUAUGAAAAGGACUAGCACGGAUAUUGACUGAAUCAGAAAACAACCGCCCCUAUGUUCAGAGUAGAUAACAUAAGUUGUUGAACGUCUGUACUGCCUAGAGCUUCAGGUAUGUUUGUUACCUGACUGACUGAUAGAUUCCACAUUUGAAAUGAUAA
Messenger RNA from Phaethon lepturus (White-tailed tropicbird), 1714 nucleotides. It is a transcript of the gene BTD, whose product is annotated as biotinidase. The transcript is spliced from 3 exons. Lineage: Eukaryota; Metazoa; Chordata; Aves; Phaethontiformes; Phaethontidae. Bases 9 to 1574 code for a protein of 521 amino acids. Gene Ontology annotation, molecular function: hydrolase activity, acting on carbon-nitrogen (but not peptide) bonds, in linear amides. The record is from RefSeq and is a predicted model, not a curated record.